Molecule: messenger RNA, 1394 nt
Organism: Musa acuminata AAA Group (dessert banana)
Lineage: Eukaryota; Viridiplantae; Streptophyta; Magnoliopsida; Zingiberales; Musaceae
Exons: 3
Coding region: 1-1179 (392 amino acids)
Biological process (GO): regulation of flower development
Cellular component (GO): nucleus
Molecular function (GO): protein binding; DNA-binding transcription factor activity
Source: RefSeq, a predicted model, not a curated record
AUGACAUGCUGCCUUUGGAACAGGUUGCCUUGUGGGCAGCAAUGGAGGACAGUGGGGCAGCAGCAGAGCGGGAUUCCAACUCCAAGCUUACCAGUCUUGUGCGCCGCUCGGUGCCCCUCUGUGGCUUCCAUAAGACAAAAGAACAGGGCUCAGUGGCUACCUAAUAUUGUCUUGCAACAGAGACGGGACAGUGGUCAGCAGCUAGGCACUGGUUUCGGGCCCACUGUUGCACCUUUGCGUGGCCCACUAUGGUCAGCCCACCUUGGUCAUGGCUCGUGGACCCCUGGCCACCUCCUCUCCCUCCCAAGAGCUCCUUUAAAAGGAAGCCGUGCCUCCCCUUCUCUCUCCUCAAACCCAUCCACCACCAUGUUCCAUUCCUUCUACUGCAGCUCCUCCACGUACGGCGACUCCACCUUCCUCCCCUCGGUCUUCUGCUCCGCCGCCGUUCCUCACGCCCUCCUCUCCGACGGCAAUGGCUGCCUCCCGCCUUUCCCCUCCUCCUCUCCUCCCUGUACCUCCUCUCAGUCCGCUUAUUUCCUGCACCGGAACAGCAGCAUCCACUCUCUGCCCAUUCACCACCACUUUCCCGACUCCCUCAGCCCCCCACCUCCUCCGCCGCUGCUGCCACUCUCAUCGUCUCCUUCUUCCUCCGCCUGCGAUUACUCCGACUUCAACGUCGAUCCAGCACGGCGGGUCCUCAGCACCGGCGACCUCCAGGGGAUGAAUGCUCCGCACGAGAAUUAUAUCCAGGAAGAAGGGGCCGUUGCCGGGAGAGUACGGCCAUACAGUGCCGAGGAGAGGAAGGAAAGGAUCGAGAGGUAUCGCAGCAAGCGCCACCAAAGGAACUUCCACAGGAAGAUCACUUAUGCAUGCAGGAAGACGUUGGCGGACAGCCGGCCGCGAGUGAAGGGCCGGUUUGCGAGGAACGGCGAGCCGGAGACGGAGACGGAGACCGAGAUAGAGAUGAAACCAGAUACGACGGCGGUCAAGAGCUUCGACUGCUGCGGCUACGACAACUACGAGGCAAAUCACGGCUGCAGCGUUGGCGGCGAUACUGGAGGCGACUGGUGGAGCCAGCUGCAGGCGGCGCUGGCGACGGACGACGAAGGCGAGAGCUCCUACGACGAGGACCUCUUAGCCAGCUUCACCGACGUCUUCUCCAUGAACAAUCUAUCCUGAGCCCUACAAAAGAACAAAGAGACAUGUGAAGGACUGCAAGGUCGGCCGCAGGUGCAGCAGCAGCAGCAGCAGCUGUAGUAGUGAAUACUUCUUGUGGUUUUCUGUCGCCAUUAAGCGCGACCUCAGGCAGCAGCCGGCAGUUUGAGUCAGGGUGUCGUCACUUCCCUUCCUCCCUGUUCUCGUCAGAUACUUCUAUAAAUGUCGCAGCUUUUCCA